AUGAUGCUUCCAGAGACAUCUGAAUCAGGAAGCCCGGGGGCCCCCAUAGAAGGGCCUUCCAAUGAGGCCCCCAUAGAAGGGGUUUCCAAUGGGGCCCCCAAUGACGGGGCCUCCAAUGGGGGCCCCAAUGAAGGGGCCUCCAAUGGGGGCCCCAAUAAGGGGGACCCCAGGGGGGCCCCCAAUGGGGGGGCCUCCAAUGGGGAUCCCAAUGGGGCCGCUAAUGGGGACAAUGGGGGGCCCCCUAAUGGGGAUCCCAAUGGGGGGGCCCCCAAUGAGGCCCCCAAUGGGGGGGGCCCUAAGGGGGAGCCCAAUGGGGGGGGCCUUAAGGGGGAUCUCAAUGGGGGGGGCCCUAAGGGGGACCCUAAUGGGGGGGGCCCUAAGGAGGACCCCAAUGAGGGGGCCCCUAUGGGGGCCCCCUUCUCUGCUUCCUCUGGGAGAGAUGUUGCAGAUGCAGAUAUGCUCGGCAGGGGAGAUGUUGCUGAAGGAGACGAAGUGGCAGUAGCUGCAAGGAAGUCAGGCGUUACUGUUCCUGCUGCAGCAGCAGCUUCUGCAGCUGCAGCAGCAGCUUCUGCUGCUGCUGCAGCAGCAGCUUCAACUGCAGCUUCUACUGUCGCAGCAGCAGCAGCAGUCAGAUCACUGCUUUUGUUUGAGACCUCGAUUGCUGCUGCAGGAGCUGCGGGCUGCUGUGCAGUGUUUGCUGCUGCUGGGCUGAUAGUCUGGUUUAAGUUCACUCAAUCGUCUGUUCUUCUUUCAUUGCUGCCCUCAAUUCAUUUUCCCGAUACCCAGAAGAGAGGGCUUCACAAUUUAGCUGUCGAUACACUCCAAGCGCCUUAUGGUGUAGUGGCAGCAGCAGCGCAGCAGCAGCAACGACAGCAGCAACCGCAACAACGGCAGCAGCAGCAACAGCACAGCAGCAGCAACAGCAGCAGCAGCAACAGAAAUCCAGCAGCAUCAACAGCAGCAGCACAGCAGCAGCAGCAGCAACAACAACAGCACAGCAGCAACAGAGAGGCACCUGCUUCUAUAUCCCUAGAAACAGAGGCACAGUAG
This is a messenger RNA of Eimeria acervulina, 1050 nucleotides long. RefSeq lists its product as hypothetical. The record is from RefSeq and is a predicted model, not a curated record. NCBI's taxonomy places the organism in Eukaryota, Apicomplexa, Conoidasida, Eucoccidiorida, Eimeriidae. Bases 1 to 1050 code for a protein of 349 amino acids. The transcript is spliced from 3 exons.